AAUAAUGAUUUGCAAGUUCGUUUGACUAAAGUACGUAACAGGACGAUAUCGGAAUUGAAUGAAGGGAUGAAGGAGAAGGUUGAUAAGUAUGAGAAGGAUAAGAUCCAAUUGAGCGAAGAGAAGAGAGAGCUCUCCUUGCAAGUUGAGUCACUCACAACUAAACUGGAGGAGUCUAAGAAGAUACAGCAGCAGCAGGAAGAGGAUCUAAAGGAUGUAAAGAAUCAGAAGGAGCUGCUCUCACAGUGGGAGCAUCAAAUUGCUGAAAUCGUUCAACUUGUCUCUGAUGAAAAGAACGCCCGAUCAUACUUGCAGACUGUUGCUAAAGGACUGGUUGAAGAUGUAGAGAGCCUAAGAGCCAGUUCUUCAUCCAUUGGAAAGCAAAAAGAGGUUUGGGUUGAAAGGAGGACGCUGAGAAGAGACAAACUUGAGAGAGUUGAGAUGCAGCAGAACUUUGAGAAUGAGCUGAGAGCCAAACAAAGAGUUGAGGAGGAGCUGACGCACAUAAGAACUCAACUGGCCCACACUGAAAGCGAUGUUGUGCAACUCAAAGCACAGAUUGAGUCACUGCAGAAAGAGAAUGAGAAACUCAAUAAAGAGAAUCAAAAGUAUCGCAUGGGAUUAGGGUCUCGAAAUGACAGUUUUACAACUUCAAUAUUUCACCAUCAAAGUGGGAAUCAGCUUGAGACUAGCACUAGAACUGCACCUCAAAAACCCAAGGUCAUUACUGGGACUGAGAGGGAGGGCACUCAUGAGUUGGUCGUGAGAUCAUUUGAUUCUCCCACUAAAUGUGAUGCAUGUACUAGUGUAAUGUUUGGACUA
This is a messenger RNA of Amphimedon queenslandica, 819 nucleotides long. RefSeq names its product serine/threonine-protein kinase MRCK alpha-like. Gene Ontology annotation, cellular component: cytoplasm; cytoskeleton. The annotation marks the transcript as partial. NCBI's taxonomy places the organism in Eukaryota, Metazoa, Porifera, Demospongiae, Haplosclerida, Niphatidae. Gene Ontology annotation, biological process: peptidyl-threonine phosphorylation; actomyosin structure organization. The record is from RefSeq and is a predicted model, not a curated record. Gene Ontology annotation, molecular function: protein serine/threonine kinase activity. The transcript has 6 exons.